AUGUCCACCCAAGACGAACACGCAGCCAAGCGCAUGCGCAUCGGCGACAUUGAUCCUUCCCUCACCGAUGAUCUCCAUUCUGACACCUACAAUCCCACCGACGCGUCCUUGAUCACCCCCACCUUCCACCUGCCCGCCGACACCACUUCCUACAAUCAGCAAUACCACUGGCCUGCUGAGCCUGCCCCGGCACCCUCCUCUGCCGUUCUCGAGGCCUUGGCAAUCGCCCCGCUGCCCACUCAGGACAUGCACUCCCUGGCUGCGGAUGGGGGCAUGCAGGUGCCCCUGGACGGCUUGCGCUUCGCGGAGGACACGCUGCACGCGGCGGUCGCGUCCGGAAGCGCGCACGCGGCUGCGAGUGCGGCAGCUCCAGGGACCUCCGACCUUCCUGCUCAGGUCACGAUGACGACUCGGGCGAGCGGAUCACGUGCAGCAAGCGGUGCCAGUCUGGGCGUCGGGGAGAGUCGGGCGGCAAAGCGGACGGCUUCAGAGGCGGCAGAGGUGGAGGACGAUGGGGAGGCGGAAGGGAGCGAGAGUAAUCCUCCGAGGCAGACGCCCUUUAGUCGUACACCGGAGCUCAAGGUGCACCACAAAUUGGCGGAACGGGCGAGGCGGAAGGAGAUGAAGGAUCUUUUCGACGAGUUGCGGGAAUUGUUGCCGACGGAGAAGGGGACCAAGUCUAGCAAGUGGGAGAUACUUCGUAAAGCUACCGAGUAUAUUCAAACCCUCCGCCAAGGUCAAGCAGAUCUCGUGGCUGAGCUCGAGCGACUGCGGCGCGAUCUGGACAUGGUGGGAGGGGGAGUGAUGGACGGGUACGCAACGGUCAUCAGCGCGGCGGCGGAGGCGAUGGAGAAUGCUGAGCAGAUCGGCGAGGCGGCAGAUGGAAUGGCGCAAGCUUCGGAGAUGGCGAUGGAGGGGAACGAGGAGGUGCAUGCUGGCGCGGAGGUCCAGACUCUGGGCCAGGCCACGGAGGGACAGGAGAUUCCGCAGGCUUAG
This is a messenger RNA of Dioszegia hungarica, 996 nucleotides long. RefSeq lists its product as uncharacterized. Gene Ontology annotation, biological process: positive regulation of transcription by RNA polymerase II. Gene Ontology annotation, molecular function: protein dimerization activity; DNA-binding transcription factor activity. Gene Ontology annotation, cellular component: RNA polymerase II transcription regulator complex. The coding region runs from base 1 to 996 and encodes 331 amino acids. The record is from RefSeq and is a predicted model, not a curated record. The transcript is spliced from 2 exons. Lineage: Eukaryota; Fungi; Basidiomycota; Tremellomycetes; Tremellales; Bulleribasidiaceae.